This is a messenger RNA of Arachis duranensis, 2365 nucleotides long. RefSeq lists its product as uncharacterized. The transcript is spliced from 4 exons. Lineage: Eukaryota; Viridiplantae; Streptophyta; Magnoliopsida; Fabales; Fabaceae. The record is from RefSeq and is a predicted model, not a curated record. The coding region runs from base 1 to 1089 and encodes 362 amino acids.
AUGGAUGAACAACAUCAUAAAAAGAUCUUUGUUGUUCUUCAUCAAGUGGUGGUGAUGGUGGUGCUGGUGGGACCAAGUAGUUGUGUUAAAGGAGGAGAAGAAGAAGAUAGGAUCUUGGAACUUCCUGGUCAACCAAAGGUGUCUUUUCAACAGUUUUCUGGCUAUGUUACUGUCAACAAGAAUCGGUCGGUUGGACCGAACCGAAACCCAUACACAAAAACGGAAGCUCCUUCGUUUCUUUCUCCCGUCCCUUUCCCCGUUUCCCCCCUUUCUUUCUUUCAUUCAGAAAGAAAUCAAAUCACACAACCCCAGGCAAAAAAUCCUAGCACUGUAAGCCUACACCACCGCCGCAAGGAGUGGCAUACUGCCGCGCCCGUCGCACUCAAAGUUUGCCAUUCGUCCGUCUAUCUAGCUUCCUUCGUGAUCCAAGUCUUCAACCCCUGUUCGCUGUCACCGAUCGCGGCUGCUUCCUCGAGCUCGGCGUCCGUCGUCUUUGUCUGCUCAGCCGCGCUUCCGUCGCCGUUUGUUUGCCGUUCACGUUCGCAUCUUCGUUCAGCUGUCGUCUUCGUUCGCGUUCUUCGCCGUUCACGUUCGCUCGGCGUUUACUGCUCGCGUUCACUCGCCGUUCACCGUUCGAGUUUGCAUUCGUGUUCGUCUGGAAGCCACGUUGCUCUGCUUCAAACACUGCGACCAACCCGCACGCUCCACCUAGCCGUCGAACUGCUCUCUUUUGUCGCCGCCGUGAAUUCCCUAAAUCCGCCACUAGACAAUACACUCACACAACACCAAUACUCUGCUUCAAACUCUGCAACUUCUGAUUUCUAUUACAAUAAGCUAACGGUUGCUCUACCACUCGUCACCACUGCCACCUGCGCCUCUUGCUUUCCUUCUCUUCUCUUGGGUUUCUCGGCAAUAACACUUAGAAAAAGAGACAGGAGCAUCGGUAGUUCAGUAGCAGGGGAGAAAAAGAAGAAAUCGGAGAGAAGGGAAGGAAGGCUAGAGGCGCAGGCAAAGGCGGCACUGGUGACGAUGAGAACAAACAAAAUCAGUGGAGACUGGGCAACAAUGGAAUACAAACAAAAUCAGUGAUUGAACCAACCGGAGUAUUGUUCACAUGGUUCAAUCAGUAGGUCAACCGGUUGACCCUGUCACAUGGUUCAAUCAGUAGGUCAACCGGUUGACCCUGUCACACUUAAAUAAAAGUAUAAAAUAGUCAAAAACUUAAAAAUAAAUUUGAAAUAUAUGUCUUCCCUAACAUUGUAAUAACGAUCAAGUCUCAGUUUCUAAACAUAACUAAUACAAAACUUUCAAUUAGCAUUAAACUUACAUUAAAACAAUCAAGUAAAAGUAACAAUCAAAUAUUAAACCUACAUUAAAAGAGGAUGGAAGCAACGGGCUUCUAAUGACGCUGCAAAAAUGUGGUACCUCUAGUAUGAUGGUUCUGCUUGGAUUUGGAGUUUAUGCAGAAGCAUGUUCUUCCAUCACUCAACUUCCAUCACUUAACGGUUUACCCCAUGGUAAUCCCAUACGAUGGCAAGUUGUGCAUCAUUGGGGGGUGGAAUAUGGGUUGAUAUCUACCAUCCAAAAUCAGAAUUUUGGGAAAAAAAAGGGAAGUAGCUGAGAGUGUACACUUACGUCCUCACUCUUGCUUUUUGGGGGAAACCCUCAUUGUGUAUUCUGUUGAUGAUGAUAACAAUCAAUGGCUCAUGUCAUAUGAUUUGAAUGCCAACAUUUGGAGCCCCAUUGAGUGCAAUUUUCUGCCUGCUCGUGAUUACCUACGUAGGAAACUCAUUCGUUUGGGUUGCAGUGAUAAUCUUCUUAUUAUUGACUUUGUCACUAUUUGGUACAUGUAUGACUUGUCUAAGAAGAAACUCGUGGCAAUUGUACAUGUGAAUGAGUUGGAUGAGAUUGAGUUAGUGUCUAAUGUUUUCUGUUGCCCCCACAUAAGCAAAGAAAGUCUGAUUUUUGUCUCCAUUAAUCCAGAUAAAAUGGAUCUUGAGGAAGAGUGUUAUGCCAGAGUCAAUCCCCAAACCGAUGGUAAUUUUUUUGCUGAGGUUGAAUUCAAGGGUAAUCUUAAAGUUGGUCUCUAUAGAAAGCACUAUGUAUAAACAUGCACCUUUCUCGUCUCUCUGAUCUUUCUAUUAUUAUACUGUCUUAAACUUAAUUAAUUCAUGACCCUAUCCAUUGUGGACAGAUUUGUUAGUGUAGACCAAGACAUUAAAAAGGGAAGACCACUGUAGCAUAGAUGUUGCUGUGACAUCUUAGGAAUAUGUUAUCUUGAACAUAUUGACCAAGACAAUAUGAAUUGCUAAAAAUUAACCACUAUCCAGUAGCAUAAUUCAUUUUUGGAGUGGCCUAUUUACAA